GCAGUUUCCAGCCGGGCUGUGCUGAGAGGGGCAGCCCCGGACCAACCGCCAGACUCUGCCUCCUUGCUGCUCCGGGCUGCAGGCGCCCCCAGACCGGCAUCACCCCCCGCCCUGUCCGUCUUUCUUAAAGAAAAAAAAACCAAAACAAACCAAAACCAGACUGAGAUUUUUUUUCUUCUUCGUGUUUUUAAUCCGCUCCUUUUUUUUUUUCUAUUUUUUGCCUGUUUUGCUUUUUUGACCCUUAUCCUCACCCCUUCACUUUUUCACUCACCCCUUUUUUUCGCUAUAUAUAUAUAUUAUUAUUUUUUUUACAACCCCCACCCCCCACUACACGCCUCCUCGACGAGAGAUCCCCCUACCGCUCCCCCCCCCCCCGCCCCCCAAUUCGCUAACUUGUGGCUGUUGUGAUGCGUAUUCCCGUAGAUCCCAGCACCAGCCGGAGGUUCAGCCCCCCCUCCAGCAGCCUGCAGCCCGGCAAGAUGAGCGAGGUCAGCCCGGUGGUGGUCGCCCAGCAGCAGCAGCAGCAGCAGCAGCAGCAGGACGCGGCGGCCGCCGUGCCCCGGCUGCGCCCCCACGAUAACCGCACCAUGGUGGAGAUCAUCGCUGACCACCCCGCCGAGCUGGUCCGCACCGACAGCCCCAACUUCCUCUGCUCCGUCCUGCCCUCGCACUGGCGCUGCAACAAGACCCUCCCGGUGGCGUUCAAGGUGGUGGCCUUAGGAGAAGUGCCCGAUGGGACAGUGGUCACUGUCAUGGCUGGAAACGACGAGAAUUACUCUGCAGAGCUGCGAAACGCGUCUGCCGUGAUGAAGAACCAGGUGGCCAGAUUUAAUGACUUACGAUUUGUGGGCAGAAGUGGAAGAGGGAAGAGCUUUACUUUGACAAUAACUGUCCUGACAAAUCCCCCCCAAGUCGCUACAUACCACAGAGCUAUAAAGGUUACAGUGGAUGGGCCAAGAGAGCCUAGAAGGCACAGACAGAAGCUUGAUGACUCUAAACCUAGUUUGUUCUCUGAACGCCUCAGUGAUUUAGGGCGCAUUCCUCAUCCCAGUAUGAGAGUAGGGGUCCCGACCCAGAGCCCACGGCCCUCUCUGAACUCUGCACCAAGUCCUUUUAAUCCACAAGGACAGAGUCAGAUUACAGACCCCAGGCAGGCGCAGUCAUCCCCGCCAUGGUCCUAUGACCAGUCUUACCCAUCCUACUUGAGCCAGAUGACUUCACCGUCCAUUCACUCCACAACUCCCCUGUCCUCCACUCGAGGCACAGGACUUCCAGCCAUUACCGAUGUGCCCAGACGCCUCUCAGAUUCAGAUCCUUGCACACCUGAUGCUCCACCUGCUGCCACCUCACCACCAACCUCUGAAGAACCUGGACCUUUCACAGCUCCAGCAUCACCCUGCUCUUCCUCUGACACUGGUACUGCAUCAUUUUCACCACCGUUACCUGCCUGUGUCGCAGCCUUAUGUCCCAAACCACCUCCUAUUUCACCAUCAACAUCCACUUCUGCUGCCACUGUUCUCCCUGGACUUCCUUCUCUUCCUGCACCACCUGCCUCUGCUCCAUCCCUGCACCCUGGAAUUUAUUUGCCAAUAGUCCCACCCAGCGGUGCCACCCAUCUCAUCAACUGGCUGCCCUUCCUUGCUUCGGCAACACUUGCCACCAUCCAAGGGAAGGAGGAAGACCAGCCACCCAUAAGAACAGGCUCCCUGGAAGGCAUGAAGCCCUGCAGCAGCCCACCCCCACAGCCCUCCCAUGAUGAGAAUCCCCAGGCAGCACCUAUGGGAAACAGUGCUCCGGGGGCUGCUUCCCCACCACCAGCUGCCCGUGCCAUGCCCCCGAGCUCCGAGCAGGCGUCGGCAAACGUGAGCGACAUCCUGGCCGAGCUGCGGACGAUGAACAGCCACCUCUCCACCAUUGCCCGAGCCCUGACCCAGCUGGCAUCGUCCCUGGCACCGCAGCAGGAUGCACGUGGCACCCCCCCUCCUUAGGGCCAGGUCUGCACAGGCUUACCAUGCUCGUAGGGGCUGGAGGAAAGGAACCCUACCCAGACCUGCCCAUACCAUAUGUGUGUGUGCUCUCUGUGGUCGCUGACGCCGACCAUGUCUCCCCAGUGGGUUUUUCUGUUUGUUUGUUUGCUCCUUGUAAAUGGCUGCAUAUAUUAAAAAAUAAUUUUGUGGUCUUGUUAAUAAAAUUGUUUAUGUUUCUUUGCAUUCCUUUCA
This is a messenger RNA of Pipra filicauda (Wire-tailed manakin), 2219 nucleotides long. RefSeq names its product RUNX family transcription factor 2 (gene RUNX2). Gene Ontology annotation, molecular function: DNA-binding transcription factor activity, RNA polymerase II-specific; ATP binding; RNA polymerase II cis-regulatory region sequence-specific DNA binding. Gene Ontology annotation, cellular component: nucleus. The coding region runs from base 408 to 1988 and encodes 526 amino acids. The transcript has 6 exons. Gene Ontology annotation, biological process: neuron differentiation; hemopoiesis; regulation of cell differentiation. The record is from RefSeq and is a predicted model, not a curated record. NCBI's taxonomy places the organism in Eukaryota, Metazoa, Chordata, Aves, Passeriformes, Pipridae.